Molecule: messenger RNA, 1951 nt
Organism: Neocloeon triangulifer
Lineage: Eukaryota; Metazoa; Arthropoda; Insecta; Ephemeroptera; Baetidae
Gene: xit
Product: probable dolichyl pyrophosphate Glc1Man9GlcNAc2 alpha-1,3-glucosyltransferase
Exons: 9
Coding region: 166-1746 (526 amino acids)
Biological process (GO): protein N-linked glycosylation
Cellular component (GO): endoplasmic reticulum membrane
Molecular function (GO): dolichyl pyrophosphate Glc1Man9GlcNAc2 alpha-1,3-glucosyltransferase activity
Source: RefSeq, a predicted model, not a curated record
GUCAGCUGCUGUUCACAUGUCAUCAGCAUGUUGUCAUCCACUGUGUCGUGUGUAUUAUUGUGAUGUGUUAGCAAAAUUAAUAGGAGACUCCUCAAGGGUGCGACGACCUUCCGGCAGGGGUUUUCUUGGUCACCACGUAGCGAAAGGAUGCCCUAAGCCGUGACCAUGAUCUGGUUUGUCUAUGGCAUCUUUUGCUGCUUCAAGCUGCUGCUGGUGCCGGCAUAUCGGUCCACUGACUUUGAGGUUCACCGCAACUGGCUGGCCAUAACUCACUCGUUGCCGCUGAGCAAGUGGUACUCUGACCAAACCUCGCAAUGGACACUCGACUACCCACCCCUCUUUGCCUGGUUUGAGUUUCUCCUCUCGCAGGUUGCUGCCCUCUUCGACCCUGGCAUGCUCAGGGUGGACAACCUUGAGUACGCCUCGACACGCACUGUCCUCUUCCAGCGUCUCUCAGUCAUCAUCACCGACGCCAUGCUAGCCUUCGGCACCAAAGAGUGCUGUGCGUAUAUUCGAGCCAGUGGGGUGAGGAAAAGCAGUCGGUGGACGUUGACGUGGGGCUCGCCGACCUCAGUGCUCGCCCUUUUGAUUUUGGGAAACGCUGGUCUGCUGAUUGUUGACCACAUCCAUUUCCAGUACAAUGGUUUCCUCUUUGGAGUCCUGCUUGUCUCUAUAGCAAAGAUGCUGCAGGGAAAGUUCCUCAGUUCUGCCUUAUGGUUCAGCGUGCUUCUCAACUUAAAGCACAUAUUUUUGUACGUGGCACCUGCCUACGGAGUCUAUCUGCUCAGAAAUUACUGUCUGCAAGAUCCACAAGGACCAGACGCUAAAGGCUUGUGGAUUUUUGGCGGCAAACAACUUUCCAUCAGCAGGAUUUCCAAACUUAUUGGCAUCGGCGGCUUUGUCUGCUUUGCAUCUUUUGGGCCCUUCAUCGUAAUGGGCCAGUUUGGUCAGGUACUUUCAAGACUAUUUCCAUUCAAAAGAGGCCUAUGUCAUGCAUAUUGGGCGCCCAAUUUCUGGGCUCUUUACAACAGUGUGGACAAGAUUGCUGUCAUAGUUGGAAAAAGACUGGGUCUUCCAAUAGCAGCAAGUGCUGCGGCUAUGACUGGUGGCCUUGUGCAGGAAUUUGAGCACACCAUGUUACCAUCCAUUAGCCCUAAGGUCACCUUCAUCUGUACCCUAGUUGCCAUGCUGCCUGCAUUAAUUAAGCUGUGGCUUUCGCCAGCCAACCCAUUGCACUUUGUGCGGUGCAUCGUUCUGUGUGCCUUUUCCUCGUUCAUGUUUGGAUGGCAUGUGCACGAAAAAGCUGUUCUCCUCAUGAUCAUUCCACUGAGCCUCCUUGCUGUGCUGUGGAGAAAGGAGGCCCAGAUUUACCUCCUUCUUUCCACCAUUGGAAAUUAUUCGCUCACCCCUUUGUUGUUCACACCGCUUGAGAUUCCUCUGAAGGGCUUGCUCGUGCUUUGCCACGCCAUCUAUGCGUUUGUUCAGCUGCACCAGAUGUUCAACCUUCAGAAGGGCUCAUUGUUGCGGCUGCCCCUGUUGAGCCGGCUCGAAACUUUGUACACCCUGGGCCUGAUGCCUUUGUUUGUGUAUCAACACAUACUGCACAGACUGCUGUUUGCAGACGCGCUGCCUUUUCUGCCCCUACUGCUGACCUCUGUUUACUGUGCAGUUGGCAUCACCUACUGCUGGGUCACCUUUUACUGGCACUUCCUCUUCUCGGGCAACCACAAGAGAAAGGUCCACUGAUGAAACCACUAAUCAGAGAAGACAAUUGAGUGAAAGACCAGAAAAGACUAAAAAUUGAACAAGAAUUGAAAAAAAGAAUAAUAUAAAUGCAAUUACAUUAAGUCCUGAAUGUGGUUGUUUCCAUUUUGCUUUGUGUGUUGAUCAAUGUUGGUUUUAGACUAGACGAACAAGAUUUUGUGUUUGAGAAAUAAAACUGAUGUAUAAU